GUGAGUAGGCUAAACCACACGGUGAGUAGGCUAAACCACACGGUGAGUAGGCUAAACCACACGGUGAGUAGGCUAAACCAUACGGUGAGUAGGCUAAACCACACGGUGAGUAGGCUAAAGUGGUUAUCAUCUACUUCUCCUGCGACAUCUGCAGCAUCGGGUUCAGGUUCCGUAAGAGUCUGUAUAGACACAUGGUGCUGAAGCAUCGGUACAUGUACACUUGCAAGCUGUGUAAGGAGGUGUUCACGACACGAGCACAAGCCAUCGAACACAGUGACGAGGUUCACGCGAAGAAGCAUCCGUGCGAGGAAUGUGGGAAGACAUUUAAGAACUCAAUAAAGUUACAACAGCACGUGAAGGCCAAGCACGCUAAAUAUAUCCCUUGCAACAUGUGCGGGAACGCAUUUAGAUCAGAGAAGAUCUACUACACGCACCAGCUGCGCGAACACGAAUAUAUCAGCAUAAACGACCCGUUACUAGGCGACCCUAACCACAAAUGCAGCGACUGCAAUGUGCAGUUCAUAGACCGACGCAGUCUAGAGCGGCACCUCGUCACCAUGAACCACGCAGGCGCGGACUUGGUCCAGUUCGCGUGCAUACCCUGCAAGAAGCUGUACGAGACUGAGGAAGAAUUGGAGACGCAUUUCAUCAUAUGCAGAGCGGCGAGGAACUACCCUCGCAAGUGCUGCUACGUAAGUACAGUGAGCCAUCUGUACACACACCUGCAAUAA
This is a messenger RNA of Cydia fagiglandana, 731 nucleotides long. RefSeq names its product gastrula zinc finger protein xFG20-1-like. The transcript has 5 exons. NCBI's taxonomy places the organism in Eukaryota, Metazoa, Arthropoda, Insecta, Lepidoptera, Tortricidae. Gene Ontology annotation, biological process: regulation of transcription by RNA polymerase II. Gene Ontology annotation, molecular function: DNA-binding transcription factor activity, RNA polymerase II-specific; RNA polymerase II transcription regulatory region sequence-specific DNA binding. Gene Ontology annotation, cellular component: nucleus. Bases 192 to 731 code for a protein of 179 amino acids. The record is from RefSeq and is a predicted model, not a curated record.